AUGCCCGACAGCAUGUUCUCCCGUCCACCACCCGGCUCAGCCCUUCUUCCUCACAUCGCACCCCACCAACACCUGCACGGCAUGUUCAUGACCGGCCAGCACCCACAAGUGAUGAUCCCGCCCGCCCCGAGCCCUAUGUAUGCCCCACAAGGCAUGGUUUUGUUUGCCGGUGCUCAGCACCCGGCCUACCCGCAGGGCAUGCUCAUGCCGUCCGCGCACGCCGCACAGAUGCAACACCGCUCCAAGGGCCCCGUCAAGCCCGAGACCCAGGCAGAGCGGAAGGACCGUAUCGAGCACGAGAAGCAGGAAGUCAUACGCGAGUUUAAGAAGAAGACCAGGGAGGCCGCCUUGGUUCGGUUUAGGCAAAAGCGCAGAGAGCGCAGGUUUGGAAAACUUAUCCGUUACUACUGCCGCAAGAAGCUUGCGGAUGCACGCCCCGGGUAAAGGGACGGAUCAAGGACGAAGAUGAUAUGGAGCCGCCCCAGGUCGUCCCAGGUAUGAAUCGGUGAUAGCAUCUCUCGAGGGUGGUUUUUUUGUCGCUUCUUGACAAAAACCUCCUGUGUGUAUAUAGUAGUGCCAGUGUUUUCGCUAACAGUUGUGCAUCUCUCUCCCCCCCUGGUUUGGGAGCAUAAAACAAACUAUUGACGUGUACAUACUAA
Molecule: messenger RNA, 659 nt
Organism: Chondrus crispus (carragheen)
Lineage: Eukaryota; Rhodophyta; Florideophyceae; Gigartinales; Gigartinaceae
Exons: 2
Coding region: 1-444 (147 amino acids)
Biological process (GO): regulation of flower development
Molecular function (GO): protein binding
Source: RefSeq, a predicted model, not a curated record